Perca flavescens (yellow perch) is the source of this 2350-nucleotide messenger RNA. Its product is annotated as copine-3. The transcript is spliced from 17 exons. Lineage: Eukaryota; Metazoa; Chordata; Actinopteri; Perciformes; Percidae. The record is from RefSeq and is a predicted model, not a curated record. Gene Ontology annotation, cellular component: plasma membrane. Gene Ontology annotation, molecular function: calcium-dependent phospholipid binding; receptor tyrosine kinase binding. The coding region runs from base 251 to 1876 and encodes 541 amino acids. Gene Ontology annotation, biological process: cellular response to calcium ion; ERBB2 signaling pathway.
CACAACCGCAGCGUGCAACAUUUCACGUUCCCACCGUUCUCUUAAUACAUCCAAGUUCACUACUGUUUCUGUAUGUGAUGAAUUAAUUAGCUUUAUGUAUCCCUGUUAACCCAUAGACAGUAUGUGUUAACCAGACAAUACGGCGGUUUUAGCUUUACAUGCAGCAUGCAACCCGUAAAUGCACCCGGAGUCUUUCCCUUUGAUGUAACGUAGUCGACAAGAAACAACCAAAACUUUAUUACCAGCUGCCAUGGCCUCAGGUGGGGCCCCAGUGCCAGGGGCCACCCAUUUAGCCACCAAGGUGGAGCUGACCAUCUCCUGUGAGAACCUCAUGGACAUGGACAUCUUGUCUAAGUCUGACCCUCUGUGUGCCUUGUACAUCAACACUUCAGGCUCCCACUGGCAUGAGUUUGGACGCACAGAGAUGAUCCUGAACUGCCUGAAUCCAAAGUUUGCCAAGAAGUUUGUGAUAGACUACUAUUUCGAGGUGGUGCAGAGGCUGAAGUUUUGCGUGUAUGAUAUUGACAAUACCACCUAUGACCUGAGUGAUGAUGAUUUUCUGGGGGAGCUUGAAUGUACCCUGGGCCAGAUUGUUUCUAGCAGGCAGAUAACUCGAUCUUUAUUGCUGGAGGACAAGAGGCCUGCAGGUCAUGGGACCAUCACAAUCUGUGCUGAAGAAAUAACCGAUAACAGAGUGGUAAACUUUGAGGUGUCAGCCCGCAGGCUGGACAAAAAGUUUUUGUGGUGGUCCGACCCUUUCCUGGAAUUCUACAAGCAUACAGAAACUGGAUGGCAGCUGGCUCACAGAACAGAGGUGGUAAAGGACAACCUCAACCCAAUAUGGAGACCCUUCCGCAUCUCAUUGCGAUCUCUCUGUGGAGGAGAUGUGGAGAGACCUAUAAAGGUUGAUUGUUUUGAUCACCAUGUCAACGGCUCCCAUGACCUUAUUGGGAGCUUUAAAGCCACACUUGCGGAGAUGCAAAUGGGAACACACAUUUCCCCGGCUGAAUUUGAGUGCAUUUCCCCCAAAAAGUUAAAGAAGAGAAACUAUAAAAACUCUGGGGUCAUUUGCAUCAAGAACUGUCAGGUGGUGAAGGAGUACACCUUCCUGGAUUAUAUAAUGGGGGGUUGUCAAAUCAACUUCACUAUCGCCAUCGACUUCACGGGCUCUAACGGGCAUCCCAGCUCUCCCCAGUCCCUCCAUUACAUCAACCCUGAAGGCUAUAAUGAAUACCUGACAGCCAUCUGGGCAGUGGGUAAUAUCAUCCAGGACUAUGACAGUAACAAGAUGUUUCCUGUCUUUGGUUUUGGAGCCCAGGUCCCUCCCUCUGGGCAGGUUUCCCAUGAAUUUCCUAUCAAUUUCAAUCCAGCAAAUCCAUUCUGCGCCGGCAUAGAGGGUGUGGUGCAGGCCUACCGGCACUGUCUACCCCAGUUGAAGCUCUGGGGCCCCACCAACUUCUCUCCGAUUAUCAACCAUGUAGCCUACUUCGCCAGACAAGCUCUCCGGCAGAAUAUGGCCUCACAAUACUUUGUGCUGCUCAUCAUCACAGAUGGAGUGAUCACAGACCUGGAUCAGACACGCACUGCUAUUGUGGAGGCCUCACGUCUUCCCAUGUCUAUCAUUAUAGUGGGUGUGGGCGGGGCAGACUUCAGCGAAAUGGAGGCCCUUGAUAGUGAUGACAAAUUGCUGUGUUCAGCCAGGGGCGAUGUUGCUUCAAGAGACAUCGUCCAGUUUGUGCCCUUCAGAGAUUUCCAAGGAAACAGCGUGGCCCUUGCCCAGAGUGUCCUGGCGGAGCUGCCUGAUCAAGUGGCCUCCUUCUUCAGAUCUUACAAGCUGAAACCCCCUAAUACAUUCAGUGUUUCUGACACGUCCUAGAAAGGCACUGAGCUGGGAAAGGGUCGUGGUCGGGCGUUGGACCGGUUGUGUCAGCGAGAAGUCUGAGGAAGAGCCUGGUGCCCGAAAUGUUUCACAGCAUUAAAAAUCCUUCUAACGGGAGCUAUUUGGUUUGAGGAUCUAUUUAUUUAAAUGAUAUGUCUUUGAUCCAGCACCCAUCCUAUUUGGCAUGGGGAUGUGCAUAUCUUUUUUUAAAACAUUUCUUACAUGUUGUGUCAGCACCAUCACCCUGAUAUGACACUGUUUUUUCAGAACUUGUUCACAAGUCCUGGUUGCUUCUGUACAUUUGACCAAAAUUUAAUAUAUCUAUAAGAUUAUUUAAUUUUUAACGUGAUGUUUAAUUUAGUACCAAGUUUGAGCUUUUCCCUGAUACUGUGGGUUUUUGGCAGAUGUUACAUUUUAGGAAACAUGUGUAAGCAGUUCUAAAAAGUGUAAAUAUAUCUUUUUUUCACUAUA